Molecule: messenger RNA, 654 nt
Organism: Maudiozyma barnettii
Lineage: Eukaryota; Fungi; Ascomycota; Saccharomycetes; Saccharomycetales; Saccharomycetaceae
Gene: MRX11
Product: Mrx11p
Exons: 1
Coding region: 1-654 (217 amino acids)
Cellular component (GO): mitochondrion
Source: RefSeq, a predicted model, not a curated record
AUGAAUUUUAUUGGUAAAAGUAAAAUCUCAAUAAUUGGGUUAAGAAGAACAACCUUUUUCUUGAAAUCCAAUAUUUCAAUAAGGUCGCAAAUAAUAUAUAUUAGACCAUUAAGCAGUAGUCAUAAUUACACUGGAGGACCAGACCUGAAACGUCAUGUACAUUCGGAAGUGAAAACUAACCCAGGUAAGAGUACCAGCGCUGAACCAUAUCAAAAUGAGCAAAUCAUGAAAUUAAUCAAAAAGUCAAAAAUGCUUUCUAAACUCCAAGCUGAUCCUAGAUUCUCACAUUACUUUAAGAAAAUAACCACAUCAGGAACAAUCCCUAUGAUAACAUCAUUUUUUAUUUUACAUGAGCUAACUGCAAUAGUACCUUUAUUUACGGUCUGGUAUAUUCUUUACAAUCUAAGUCUUUUAGAGAACUUAGAGUUUUCUGGAGAGCUCAUGACAAAGUGUAGCAAUGCAAUAGAAAAGCUCGUUGGAGAUAAGUACCAAGAGUAUGAUAAACAUAGACUUAUCUUAAGUGGUGCACUGUCUUAUGCCCUUGUUAAGGUGAUGGGCCCUGUAAGAAUUAUUAUAAGUCUCUGGGGGGCUCCUUAUUUUUGCCGAUGGUUAAUAAUGCCAUUCAAGAAGCUAGCAAAUCUAAUAAAAUUAUAA